GGUGCACAGGUCUCCUGGGCAGUGCCAGCGAAGAGCGUAAAUCGGCGCUCGCUCCCACACCGUCCUAUAAUGCUCUGCCUUCUCUCUUUAUCCUAGUCGGCACGGCACAGAUUAACAACGAUUAUUUUCUCAGCAAUCUUUGGAUCGAAAUUGCUUCGUAACAACGAGGGAUGCUUGCAGAGCACAGGGAGAACAGUAGGGCUGGCUUCGGCCUCAAGAAACCUCUAAAGAUGAAUAUGGUGAAGAGGAUCAUGGGGAGGCCGCGGCAGGAGGAGUGCAACCCACAGGACAACGCACUGGGACUCAUGCACCUGCGCCGUCUCUUCUCCGAACUCUGCCACCCGCCGCGCCAUAUGACACAAAAAGAGCAGGAGGAGAAGCUCUACAUGAUGCUGCCUGUUUUCAACCGGGUGUUUGGGAACGCUCCACCGAACACAAUGAAUGAGAAGUUUUCAGACCUGCUGCAGUUCACCACUCAAGUGUCCAGGCUGAUGGUGACUGAGAUCAGACGGAGAGCGUCCAAUAAAUCCACAGAGGCGGCCAGCAGAGCCAUUGUGCAGUUUCUGGAGGUAAAUCAGAGCGAGGAGGCGAGCCGGGGCUGGAUGCUCCUGACCACCAUCAACCUGCUGGCCUCCUCAGGACAGAAAACAGUGGACUGUAUGACCACCAUGUCGGUGCCCUCCACUCUGGUGAAAUGUCUAUAUUUGUUUUUUGACCUGCCCCACAUGCCUGAGGUUCCUGCUGCCACCCAGACUGAGCUUCCUCUGGCGGACCGCAGAGCUCUUUUACAGAAAGUCUUUGUCCAGAUCCUGGUGAAGCUGUGCAGUUUUGUGUCUCCGGCAGAAGAGCUGGCCCAGAAGGAUGAUCUACAGCUGCUCUUCAGUGCCAUCACCUCCUGGUGUCCCCCCCACAACCUUCCCUGGAGGAAGAGCGCUGGAGAAGUGCUUACCACCAUUUCCCGACACGGCCUCAGCGUCAACGUCGUCAAGUACAUCCACGAGAAAGAGUGCUUGUCAACGUGCAUCCAGAACAUGCAGCAGUCAGAUGACCUCUCUCCUCUGGAGAUUGUGGAGAUGUUUGCCGGGCUCUCCUGUUUUCUGAAGGAUUCAAGUGAUGUCUCUCAGACUCUCCUGGAUGACUUCCGCAUGUGUCAGGGCUACAACUUCCUCGUAGAUCUUAUGAUCAGGUUGGAGCAGGCCAAAGAGGAGGAAUCCAAAGAUGCUCUAAAGGACCUGGUGAACCUGGUGACCGCUCUGACCACAUAUGGUGUCAGUGAGCUGAAGCCAGCUGGUCUCACCACUGGAGCACCCUUCCUGCUUCCAGGUUUUGUGGUUCCACAGCCUUCUGGAAAAGGCCACACGGUCAGAAACAUCCAGGCUUUCUCUGUGCUUCAGAAUGCCUUCUUGAAGGCCAAGAGUGGUCGAUUAGCACGUAUGAUCCUUGAAGCCAUUGCUAACAUCUACGCCGCAGACUAUGCCAACUAUUUCAUCUUAGAGGCGCAGCAUGCGCUAUCGCAGUUUGCAGACAGAGUAGCAAAACUACCGGAGGUGCAGUCCAAGUACUUCGAGGUACUGGAGUUUGUCGUCUUCGGACUUAAUUAUGUACCAUGCAAAGAGCUUUUUAGCGUUAGCGUGCUAUUAAAGUCGAGCACCUCUUACGGAUGCAGCAUCACAGCCACCCGCACUCUUCUCAAACUCGGGCGCCACCACCCUGUCUUCAGUGAUGUCUUCCGUGAAGUUGGACUGCUGGAAGUGCUAGUUAACCUGCUCCACAAAUAUGCAGCGCUGCUGAAAGACCCAACGCAAGCCCAUGGCGAGCAGGGUGAUGCCAAGAACAAUGUGGCUGAAGAGCAAAAACAGCUUGCCUGGCUUGUCAUGGAGACACUCACAGUCCUCUUGCAAGGCUCGAACACCAAUGCAGGAUUGUUCCGUGAGUUUGGCGGAGCCCGGUGUGUGCACAACAUUGUGAAGUACCGUCAGUGUCGUGAGCACGCCCUGAUGAUCAUUCAACAGCUGGUGCUGUCGCCAUCUGGAGAUGAUGACAUGGGUACUCUGCUCGGCCUUAUGCACUCUGCACCAUCAACAGAACUACAGCUCAAAACUGACAUUCUGCGGAGUGAUUGCCGUCUGCAACUUUGCAACCUCUCACUUUUCCUCUCCUUGAUCUUCUCCUUUGUCUAUAUUUUCAUCUUUUUCUGCACCAUUUCAUCUGCCAUGUUGAGCUACUUUGCUUACCUACAUGGCUAUCACAGCUCAUCCAACUCUGCUCCUGGUAAAGCCCUAACGGACCUAAAGCUGCACUUGGGAAAUCCAUCCCAGCACUCUUCAGACCCUGUAGUCAUCCACCCUGGAGCAGUGCUGGCAGUGCUCGACCUCCUACCCUCCGUUUCUUCUGACACACAGCCUGAGCAUGCUCUGGACCUGCAGUUAGCAGUUGCUAACAUCCUGCAGCUGCUGGUGCAUUCAGAGAGGAACCAGCAGAUCCUGUGUGAGGCGGGUCUGCACUCACGCUUGCUUCAGCGCUGUAGCUGCGCUUUGGGAGACGAAGAUCACCCACUCCACCCACCGCUGCAGAGGAUGUUUGAGCGACUGGCUUCCCAGGCCCUAGAGCCUAUGGUGCUCAGGGAAUUUUUACGACUUGGUAAUCCUCUGAAUUGCGGUGCCUGGGACAAAAAGCUCCUGAAGCAGUAUCGGGUCCACAAGCCGAGCUCCCUCAGCUAUGAAGCGGAAAUGCGCAACAGCAUGACUUUGUCCAUGGAGGGUUUUGGGCCGGAUAGCGUGUUCACAAUUAAUGAGGACAACAGCCAGUACCGGAUCAGUCGAAGUCUGGUGCGAUCGGCUGAGGGCAGCACUGUGCCCCUCACCCGAGUCAAGUGCCUGGUCUCCAUGACGACGCCCCAUGACAUCCGUCUCCAUGGAUCCUCUGUCACGCCCGCCUUCGUGGAGUUUGACACGUCAUUAGAGGGAUUCGGAUGUUUGUUUUUGCCCAGUUUGGCCCCUCACAACGCACCAUUCAGUAAUGCCAACACAUCUGGAGUCAGUGACGGGGCGGUGGUCAGCGGCAUGGGAAACGGUGAGCGUUUCUUUCCACCCCCAUCUGGCCUGAGUUACUCAACGUGGUUUUGCGUUGAGCGUUUCAGCACACCACCCCAAAGCCCCCCUGUGCGUCUGCUCACGGUGGUGCGAAGGGCCACCUCCUCUGAACAGCACUACGUGUGCCUGGCCAUCGUGCUCUCUGCUAAAGACCGGUCUCUCAUUGUGUCCACUAAGGAAGAGCUGCUUCAGACCUAUGUGGAUGACUUCAGUGAGGAGUCCUCCUUCUAUGAGAUUCUUCCCUGCUGUGCUCGCUUCCGCUGCGCUGACCUCAUCACUGAGGGACAGUGGCACCACCUGGUGUUAGUUAUGAGCAAGGGAAUGCUGAAGAACAGCAUGGCGACUCUCUACAUCGAUGGCCAGAUGGUCAGCACGGUCAAGCUGCACUAUGUUCACAAUGCUCCCGGAGGCUCUGCAUCCGCAAACCCACCUGUGGUGAGUACGGUGUACAGCUACAUCGGUACGCCACCGGCCCAGCGCCAGCUCUCCGCUCUGGUCUGGCGACUGGGGCCCACUCACUUUCUGGAGGAGGUGCUGCCUGCUGCCAGUGUGGCUGCCAUCUAUGAACUGGGACCCAAUUAUGUAGGCAGUUUCCAAGCUGUUUACCUACCAUGCAAAGACUCAAAGACUGAGACUGUGCCACCAUGUCCUGUUGCAUUGGUCCCUGAAGAGAAGGUUUCCUUUAGUCUCUUUGCUCAUUCUGCAUCUACUCUCACUGUGGCCAAGAUACGAAAGGUCUACAACAAACUGGACAGCAAAACCAUUGCCAAACAGCUGGGGGUUUCCUCUCAUGAAAGUGCCACACCAGUCAAGCUCGUCCAUAAUGCAGUGGGCCAUCUCAACGGGUCGGCCAGGACCAUUGGAGCUGCAGUCAUCGGUUACCUGGGUGUGCGCGCCUUCGUGACCAAACCAGUGGCCACCAACCUCCAGUACAUCGGAGGAGCAGCUGCCAUUCUGGGCCUGGUUGCUAUGGCGUCAGACGUGGAGGGUCUCUAUGCUGCAGUAAAAGCGUUAGUGUGUGUUGUGAAGAGCAACCCGCUAGCUAGCAAGGAGAUGGAACGUAUCAAAGGAUACCAGCUGUUGGCCAUGCUGCUGAAGAAGAAGCGCCCUCUGUUGAACAGCCAUAUUCUUCACUUGACCUUCUCUCUUGUCGGAACUGUUGAUAGUGGCCAUGAGACCUCAAUCAUCCCGAACUCCACAGCUUUUCAGGACCUGCUGUGUGAUUUUGAGGUUUGGCUUCAUGCUCCCUAUGAGCUGCACCUCUCUCUCUUCGAGCACUUCAUUGAACUUCUGACUGAAUCCAGUGAAGCUGCUAAGAAUGCCAAACUGUUGCGGGAGUUUCAGUUGAUCCCCAAACUGCUGCUGACUCUGAGGGAUCAGUCUCUGUCUCAGCCCACCAUCGCUGCCAUCGGCAACGUCCUCAGUCUCCUGCUGCAGGGCUUCCCCAACUCAUAUGACCUACUAAGGUUUGGGCAGUUCAUCUCUUCAACAUUGCCAACAUUUGCAGUCUGUGAGAAGUUUGUCAUUAUGGAGAACACCAAUGAGGAGAAGAUCGACCGGGGAGCUGAUGAUGAGUUUGGAGGCCUCUUGUCAUCCAACUUGAUUCUUCUGCGGAACAGACUACUGGAUAUCCUGCUCAAACUGCUCUUCAGCUGCAAAGAGAAGAACAUUGUUAAUGCACAGGCUUGUGAAGAGCUUGUGCGCACUUUGGGUUUUGAUUGGUUGCUGAUGUUUAUGGAAGAACACAUUCACUCCAGCACAGUGACGGCUGCGCUCUUAAUCUUGGUGGUGUUGAUGAGUAACCAAUCCAUCCUGAGCCGGUUUAAAGAGGGCCUGUCGGGAGGAGGCUGGCUGGACCACACAGACUCUGUGCUCACUAAUAAGAUUGGCACUGUUCUGGGUUUUAAUGUGGGCCGCAGCGUAGGGGGCAGGUCAACGGUGCGUGAAAUCAACCGAGAUGCCUGCCAUUUCCCAGGAUUCCCUGUGUUGCAAACUCUACUGCCCAAACACACCAACGUUCCAGAGAUCUACUUCAUGCUCAUGGCCCUUUUCCUCCAGCAACCAAUCACAGAGCUGCCUGACAGCCUGCAGGUACAUCCUCCAGUGCUACAGUGUUGUACCCAUCUCCUCACACAGUUUGACCUGGACUCUAUCUGGACGUUUAUAUUUGGCGUCCCAGCCUCCAGUGCUACAGUGGUGGGCUCCAUUCACAACAUGUGCACUGAAGCAGCGUUCCUGCUCUUGGCCAUGCUGCGCAGCAUGCUCAACCUGCCUUGGCAAUCAGAGGAAGAGGGUUCCUGGCUGAGAGAAUAUCCCAUCACUCUCAUGCAGUUUUUCCGUUACCUCUAUCACAACAUCCCAGAUCUGGCACCCAUGUGGCACAGCCCGGACUUCCUGUGUACACUUGCUGCUACAGUUUUCCCCUUCAAUAUACGGCCCUACUCUGAAAUGGUGAGUGAUUUGGAUGAUGAAGCAAGCUCUCCCACAGAAGAGUUCAAAGCCUUUGUGACGGAUACAGGCAUGAACCGCAGCCAGUCAGAAUACUGUAAUGUAGGCAAUAAAACCUACCUGACCAACCACCCAGCCAAGAAGUACGUCUUUGACUUCAUGAGGGUCCUCAUCAUGGACAACCUGUGCAUGACACCUGCCAGCAAACAGACCCCCAUCAUUGAUCUUCUGCUAGAGGCCGCACCAGAGCGCUCCACCAGAACCCAGCAGAAGGAGUUUCAGUCCUACAUCCUGGACGGUGUGAUGGAGCAGCUUCUGGCAGCAGAUGUUCUGUUGGGUGAGGAGGCAUCAUUGCCAAUAACGACAGGAGGAAGUUACCAGAUCCUGGUCAACAAUGUUUUCUACUUCACCCAGCGUGUGGUGGAUAAGCUGUGGCAGGGCAUGUUCAACAAAGAGUCCAAGCUUGUGGUGGAAUUCAUAGUUCAGCUGAUCACCCAGUCCAAACGGCGAUCACAGGGUUUGUCUCUGGACUCAAUCUACCAUUGUCUGAACCGAACAAUCCUCUACCAGCUCUCACGACCACACAAAACGGUCCCGCAACAGGUCACCCUGCUGGAUUCACUGCGUGUGCUGACAGUAAACCGAAACCUCGUGCUGGGACCCGGCAACCAUGACCAGGAGUUUGUUGCUUGUCUGGCCCACUGCUUGAUCAACCUGCACACGGGGAGUAGUGUGGAGGGCUUUGGUUUGGAGGCAGAGGCCAGAAUGACCACCUGGCAUGUCGCGGUUCCUUCUGAGAACGAGUCGGACAAUGUCCAGAGCCAGGAUGUUAGCGAAGGUCGUCAAUUGCUGCUCAAGGCGGUGAAUCGCGUGUGGACUGAACUCAUGCACAGUAAGCGGCAAAUGCUGGAGGACAUUUUUAAAGUGUCUCUACCCAUCAAUGACCGAGGACAUGUGGACAUUGCCACUGCUCGACCUGCUUUAGAGGAACCUGCUGCUAAAAGCUGGCAGAACCACCUGGUCCAUGAGAAGAAAUGCAUCAGCAGGGGCGAGACCGUUGCCCCAGCUAAUCAGUCCAAACUGUCUCGAGUCAGCAGUAACUUUGGUCUGUCCAAACUGACUGGCUCCCGUCGCAGCAAAAAGGAAAGUGGAAUGAACAAGAACAAUCUUUCUGCACAGGAAACCUUUCAGUGGAUGUUCACGCACAUUGCUGUGGUCCGAGACUUGGUAGCAAUGCAGUACAAGGAACAUCAAGAGAGGCAGCAGAAUGCACUGAAGUAUGUGAUGGAUGAGUGGGCAGGGAUUGAAUAUGAGCUGCUUCGGGAAAGGGGCCUCUGGGGGCCUCCUAUCGGCUCCCACCUGGACAAGUUUCUGUUGGACAUGACCGAGGGACCCUGUAGAAUGAGGAAGAAGAUGGUUCGGAAUGACAUGUUUUACAUUCAUUAUCCCUACGUGCCUGAUCCUGAGCCCAACGCAAGCACUCAGAAUCAAUCUCAGGUGCCAUUAAUGGGUGCAAUGGUUAACAUACCAGUCCAGAAACCAGUGCGCUACAGACGAGCGAUAAGCUAUGACAGUAAGGAGUAUUACAUGCGGCUGCUGUCAGGGAACCCGGGGAUGUACCAGCACUCCAUAGAGCAGAACACGGAGGGAGAGACCACACAGCAGGAGCCUGAACAUGGAGAGGACACCAUCGCAAGGGUCAAAGGUUUGGUUAAAGCUCCUUUAAAGCGGUCCCGGUCUACAGCGGAUGGAGCCGAUGAGGACAGUCAAGACCAGCUGCAGGAGUUGCUGGAGCCAGGAGCUAUGGACGAGGAGCAGAAAACUGACAACACCACACUGCUCCGCCUGCUGGAGGAGGGGGAGAAGAUCCAGCACAUGUACCGCUGUGCUCGAGUUCAGGGUCUGGACACCAGUGAAGGGCUGCUCUUAUUUGGGAAAGAACAUUUCUAUGUGAUCGACGGCUUCACCAUGACGGUCACCAGAGAGAUUAGAGACAUUGAGACACUCCCUGCAAAUAUGCAUGAGCCUAUCAUCCCCCGAGGGGCCCGGCAGAGCAAGAGUCAGCUGAAACGAACCUGCAGCAUCUUUGCUUACGAAGACAUCAGAGAGGUGCACAAACGUCGCUAUCUGCUUCAGCCCAUGGCAGUAGAAGUGUUUUCCGGAGAUGGAAGAAAUUAUCUGUUGGCUUUCCAAAAAGGAGUCCGGAACAAAGUGUAUCAAAGGUUCCUGGCAGUUGUUCCCUCACUAGCCGACAGCUCCGAAUCUGUCUCUGGGCAACGUCCCAACACCAGUGUGGAACAAGGGUCGGGUCUUCUCAGUACGCUGGUCGGCGAGAAGUCAGUGACCCAAAGAUGGGAGAGAGGAGAAAUCAGUAAUUUCCAAUAUCUGAUGCAUCUCAACACACUGGCUGGCAGGUCAUAUAAUGACCUGAUGCAGUAUCCUGUCUUUCCAUGGAUCCUGGCAGACUUUGACUCUGAGGAACUGGACCUCAACAAUCCAAAGACAUUCCGAAACUUAUCCAAACCCAUGGGAGCUCAGACAGACGAUAGACUGAUCCAGUACAAGAAAAGAUUCAAAGACUGGGAGGAUCCUACUGGCGAGACUCCAGCGUAUCAUUACGGCACUCAUUAUUCCUCUGCAAUGAUCGUGGCCUCAUAUCUGGUCAGAAUGGAGCCGUUCACACAGAUCUUUCUCAGGCUUCAGGGAGGACAUUUUGAUCUAGCCGACCGAAUGUUUCACAGUGUACGAGAGGGUUGGCUCUCUGCUUCCAAACACAACAUGGCUGAUGUGAAGGAACUCAUUCCUGAAUUUUUCUACCUUCCCGAGUUCCUACUUAAUUCCAACAACUUCGAUCUUGGGAGUAAACAGAAUGGCACCAAGCUUGGAGAUGUGAUUCUGCCUCCGUGGGCAAAAGGAGACCCGAGAGAGUUCAUCAGGGUUCACAGAGAGGCUUUGGAGUGUGACUAUGUCAGCGCCCAUCUGCAUGAAUGGAUCGACCUAAUAUUUGGAUACAAGCAGCAGGGUCCUCCAGCGGUGGAAGCAGUCAAUGUCUUCCACCAUCUCUUCUAUGAGGGUCAGGUGGACAUCUACAACAUUAAUGACCCACUUAAAGAAACAGCUACCAUUGGAUUCAUCAACAACUUUGGCCAGAUCCCAAAACAGCUGUUCAAGAAGCCCCAUCCUCCAAAGCGGGUGCGCAGUAAGUCAAACGGAGAGGUACCUGGUGUACCUGUUACACUCAACUCCAGCUUAGACAAGUUCUUCUUCCAUCACCUGGACAACUUGCGGCCCUCUCUCACCCCUGUCAAAGAGCUGAAGGAGCCAGUGGGUCAGAUAGUGUGCACUGACAAAGGCAUUCUGGCUGUUGAGCAGAACAAGGUGUUGGUUCCUCCUGCCUGGAAUAAAACCUUCGCCUGGGGCUAUGCAGACCUCAGCUGCCGCCUCUCCAACUAUGAGUCUGACAAGGCGGUUGUAGUAUAUGAGUGCCUGUCUGAGUGGGGGCAGAUCCUGUGUGCUAUCUGCCCCAAUCCCAAACUGGUUAUCACUGGUGGAUUAAGCACCGCUAUCUGUGUGUGGGAGACCGGGACUUCCAAAGAGAAAGCCAAGACCAUCACACUCAAACAGGCUCUUCUGGGCCACACAGAUGCAGUUACAUGUCUCACAGCGUCAUCAGCUUACCACAUCAUUGUGAGUGGCUCUCGAGACCGUACGUGCAUCAUUUGGGACCUGAAUAAGCUGUCUUUCGUCACCCAGCUGAGGGGCCACCGGGCUCCCGUCUCCGCACUCUGCAUCAACGAACUUACUGGUGAUAUAGUGUCCUGUGCUGGCACUUACAUCCAUGUGUGGAGCAUCAAUGGAAGCCCCAUUGCCAGCGCCAACACUUUCACCGGCCGCAGCCAACAAAUCCUCUGCUGCUGCAUCUCAGAGAUGAAUGAGUGGGACACACAGAAUGUUAUCGUUACGGGACACUCCGACGGUGUUGUCAGGUUCUGGAGAAUUGAGUUCCUCCAAGUCCCAGAAACCCCUGCUCCAGAGCCUGUAGAGCCCCCCGAUGUGCCAGACUGCUGUGGAGAGAUUGAGGGCCGUGAUGCUCCAGAGGAUGACAGCAGUGAGUCUGAAGGAGAGGAAGCCAACCUCAGUCAGGACUCUAAACCUCGGACCUCAAACAGCCAGCCCAGUAGUACCGUCCACAGACCCAAACCUCGCACCGGAGCCUCCUGGUCGGUGGACAGUGGCUCUGACGACUCCCGCCGCUGGUCGGACACACUCAGUAUUGACGAGAAGGAAGGCUUUGUUUUUGUAAACUACUCAGAGGGCCAGAUUAGACCGGGAAUUCCCUCGCAGCCACAUUUACAACCGCACUCAGCACCCUCACAUGGGCCAGUACCACAGCCUCUUCAGCCCAGUACUAUGGAGGCUCGGUCGUACAACAAGCUCAAACCAGGCUACAGAUGGGAGAGACAGCUGGUGUUCCGGAGCAAACUCACCAUGCACACAGCGUUUGACCGCAAGGACAACGCUCAUCCUGCGGAAAUCACCUCACUUGCCAUUUCAAAAGACCACAGUAAGAUCCUGGUAGGCGACAGCCGUGGCCGCGUGUUCAGUUGGUCUGUCAGUGAUCAGCCCGGACGCUCAACCGCAGACCACUGGGUGAAGGACGAGCAGGUGGACAGCUGCUCUGGAUGCGCUGUGCGUUUCUCCCUCACUGAAAGGCGCCACCACUGCAGAAACUGUGGCCAGGUCUUCUGCCAGAAGUGUAGUCGCUUCCAGUCAGAGAUCAAGCGGCUGAAAAUCUCCUCUCCUGUGCGUGUGUGUCAGAACUGUUACUACAACCUGCAGCAUGAGCGGGGCUCUGAGGAAAGCCCGAAAAACUAGAUCACACUCACCCCACAUCACAUGCCCAAAAGCCACACCACCAACCACCCUCAAAAACCCCAUUUCGCUGCUCCCCGCGCAAAAUCUCAUUGGUUAAAGCACUGACGUAGACCAAAAUGGGAUCACUAAUGCUCAUAAUUUCAUAUAUCGCAGAAGUGUGACCAUUAAAAAGAGACGAUUGUUAGUUUACUUUUCCAUUCAUGCGUUUUCUUUUGCAGUAUGGUCUGUCAUCUCAUUGGCAUCAUCCACAAAGUCUGCGUUACGUUUAGAUUUUAGACAAAGCAAUGCAUAUAAAACGCUUCCUGAUGAAACGAGAUGACAUUUGUUUAUAUUGUAAAUACUUACAAUGGCAUUUUUAACUAGAAACAGUAAAAACAAAAAGUCAUUAUUAAGAGAUAAAAGAAGAAAUCAAAACACGACACAUUGCUUGUAAUAUAGUAUUACAGUAUGUUAAAAAUCACUCCUGGCUUUAAAAGAACAAAAAUGCGAGUGCGUGUGUGUAGUCGAUGUCACAAGUCACAACCUCCCAGCGGGAAUAAUAUUGGGGACUAUGAAUGUUGAUAAAUGUUUGUGGAUUGACGUUACUAGCUUGUCUAGUUAUGCAAAUGCUUAAUUAUGAUGUUUAUUUUAUAUGUUCUGUUGAAGUGUUGCCCACAGCAUCAGCCAGUUGCCAUAGACGACUUUUUCCGUUUUAAAUUUUGUUGCCAACCUGCCUUGAUAUGUAACUACUAUCAUAUAUUUUAACAGUCGUGUAGGUCAAUGAAAGCAUGUAAAUGUUGAAUUUAGAUUAAAGACCACUUUAAAUCUUUUUUAAAUGACAGGAUCCAUUCAACCUUUAAACGAUUCCACCAAAUUUCUAUUAUGCGCUUCAAAGACAGAAAUGUUUCAAGUCAAUUGAAAGACUGUAUUAUGAAACAUGUUUCUGAAGUGUCAGAGUUCCUGCUUAGUUUAUAUUGGAUGUUUUGAAUCUGUACAUUUUGCAUUAGUGUGGGACUUCUCUGACUGUCCUUAAUUUGAUGCUUCGUUUGUUAUUAGCUCAUAUGAAUUAAACAACUUAAAUGUUACUCUGACACUAGCUUUAAAAAUGUUUGCAUACAUUUCUUAUUCUUUAAACCUCACCAUUUUUAACCAUUUGCGAUGUUGCACCAGUGUAAAUGUCUGUAGAUUAUGAAAGCAAUAGUUAGUGAUGUUUUCACACAUUUCACAAAAGACUAGCUUGAACGUUAUUGUGUGUAAAGAAAAAGGGAUUUAACACUUUUAAUGGACUGGAAGCCUAGUUUCUCUUUACCUUAGACAAAACUAUGAAAAAAAAAGUUUUUCAUCUCUUUUUUUUUUUUUUUUUUUUUUUUUUUUUUUUUUGAUACGGUGGGCAAUAUCCUAUUAAAAAUGCUGCUUUGAUUAAUAGAGAGAAUUUCUUUCUUUCUUUAAAUGGUCUGACACAACUUUAAAAAGAUGAAAAAUGUGUUACCAUUGCAGUUGUUUUAUUCACUGUUGUAUGAUUUCCGUACAGCCUAAUAUGCACUCGUUAUAGUUGAAUUAUUCUAUAUUAAUGUACUGUAAUUCAGUGUGCAAUCAUAACAUCGCAAAGCUGUUGGGAUUUUGCUGUCGACAAGCAGCUCAAAGAUCAAAUGGCUAUAUCAAUCUGAAAUUCUUUUUGCACAUUGACAUGUAGACAAGACAAAGAAAUGGAGUAAUCACUGUUUUAUCAGAUGCAUUUUUAUGUUGUGCGCUAUACUUUUUGAAAGGGUGCAUUACUUUACAGUGAGAUGUGAGACUGUACGAAGUAUUUAUGCAGUUAUAAGGCUUUCUUUUUUAUGAUUAUGAUUUUUAUUUUAUUUUUUUCUUCAGCAA
Sinocyclocheilus grahami is the source of this 12266-nucleotide messenger RNA. RefSeq names its product WD repeat and FYVE domain containing 3 (gene wdfy3). The record is from RefSeq and is a predicted model, not a curated record. Gene Ontology annotation, biological process: aggrephagy. The coding region runs from base 171 to 10415 and encodes 3414 amino acids. Lineage: Eukaryota; Metazoa; Chordata; Actinopteri; Cypriniformes; Cyprinidae. Gene Ontology annotation, molecular function: metal ion binding; protein binding. The transcript is spliced from 66 exons.